Messenger RNA from Hyalella azteca, 2112 nucleotides. RefSeq lists its product as uncharacterized. The record is from RefSeq and is a predicted model, not a curated record. Gene Ontology annotation, biological process: monoatomic ion transport. Lineage: Eukaryota; Metazoa; Arthropoda; Malacostraca; Amphipoda; Hyalellidae. Gene Ontology annotation, molecular function: extracellular ligand-gated monoatomic ion channel activity; protein binding. The coding region runs from base 64 to 2112 and encodes 682 amino acids. Gene Ontology annotation, cellular component: membrane. The transcript is spliced from 13 exons.
UCAAAUUUCCAUCCAGGUACUUUCUCUACAAAUUGUGUUGAGCGAGUUGGUGCGUCGGAUACGAUGGCAGAGCGACGCUCAGUGUGGCUUCUUCGCUUGACCGUACUCAGCUGCAUUACUCAACAAAAUCUCAUACUGGGAGCGCCGGGGUUCGCCAUCAGCGAGCAACGGAAGAUCAACUACCUGCAAGACGCGCUUAAGUUGGCCACAAGCUUCUCGCUGCCUGCCAACCUAACCACUGUCUCCUACUGCCUGCACUUCAAGCUGCUCUUUGUGUCGGAUGAAUCCUGUUCACUCUUCUCUAUCUACCCACUGAGCCUCAUCGCAUUCGCUGCUCGAGCUCUAUACUUCACCGACGGCCCUUCACUGUCGUACAUGGUGCUGGACUACGAAGUGCCGCUGCGUGAGUGGGUGCACAUCUGCAUCUCCAUAUUAGGUGACGCGAAAGUCUUCAUCAAUGGCGUCGAGAAACGGACGAUGGUAGUUGUGAAUACUUCGGUCCCGAUGUCAAUGAUGGAGGUGCGUUGGCUUGCGUUUGCUUCAAUUUACGAAAUGAAUGGAAACUACGAAAUGGACUUCGGGGCAUACGUCACUGUUCCUGUUGUUCUAUCAAGAAAAAUUUCUGCGCUGGAGGAAAUGCGAUAUUUGCGCGACAAGAACGUGAUUUUGACCCGCGAUGUGAAGCUGGACCCAGCGACCAACCGCAGCCCCUGGACGCCGCUCAACUCUUCGUACAGUCGCCAGCCCGCGUUGCCCGAGCCCGCCGUGGAAGUGUUGGACCUAAACCCAUGCGCCGCCUUCACCACUGAGCUGCGCUACUUGGGCACAGGUGGCUUCACUUACGACGAGGCUGCCAGCUGGUGCAAGAAGUUCACAGGCGUUUUACCAUCUGCCAACCACUCUGAAAUAAAGAGCAUUAAGGUCAUGCUGGCGGCAAAGCGAUCCGGCUCUUAUUUUUGGUUGCGGAAACAAGCCCUGAAGAAUACCUGCUCAAUGGUAAUGCAGUCCGAUUCAAGUAACGCGGCUGUGCUGGAGAUGGACUGCGGCAGUAAAAUACCGAAGCAGCUCGUGUGCGAGAUUCCAGAAAACGCAUCAUUCUCCGCGCUAGGCGAUGAAAUGGAGAAGUUCAACAAGUUUUACUUGGAUAGAGAUGGUGUGCAGAGCGUGUACCACACUCGGUACCGGGAUACCAUUGCCCUGAACAGCGAGAACACCGACUACCUGUUCACUAUGACCAACAAGCAGAUGAUCAUUGCAGCCAAGCAGGGGCUGGACGUUCCUAUGGGAAGGUUCAACUCCCGGAAGACGGACGCUUCGGGGGAUGAAGUUGAAACUGCCAUUUCUGCGUGCUCUGGAGAAGAGUUCACGUGCAACGAUGAGUUCACGUGCAACGAUGGCUCGUGCAUCCCCCUGACGCAGCACUGCGACGGGCUGCAGCAGUGCCUCGACUUCGAGGACGAGGACUGCGAUCAGAACUUCUGCCUCGUGCAGAACUAUGACCGCACACGCGCUCCAAGCAUGAAACUUCCAAUCAAACUUUCUGUCAAAAUCACUUCCAUUUCCGACGUGGACAUUGACAACGGGCGUAUCAAAAUUGGAAUCGUUGUAGUUACUUCAUGGACUGACAAAAGAGUUGACUUUGUCCAACUUGAGGAAGAAUUGGAGAAGAAUACAAUUUCAGGAGACAUCUGGUACCCGAAAUAUCACUUCCAGCCUUUGGUAUUCAAGGACGAAAGGGAUUACUACCAGGGGAACAACAGCAUCUCGUGGCUCAUGGCAGAACGUGGAAACGCUCAGGGAACUAAAGUCUACAAGACCCAGAGGAAGCGCCUGUACGAAGCCGAGGUGGUCCGCAAGGAGAUCACUUCCUUCACUCUGCUCUGCGACUUCGACCUGGCCAUCUACCCUUUUGGGGUGCAUCCCUGCAUGUACAACAUCACUCUAGAUGACCAGAGUGCCAAUGGUCCAUACUUCAACAUGUCCGCAACGCAGCUGGAGCUAACGAAGCAGAAGAUGUCGCUGUUCAUGGUUCGGUACAGCGGCUUCCAGGAGCUAAACAACACUUCAUCCCCGUUGCCUGCUCCCUUUCGCAGGCAACGCAGCUGGAGCUAA